CAGGCGCAUCUGCUUCACCUUCCCAACUGAUUUGGGCCAUCCUAACGUUCCCUAAUGAUCACCUCCUCGCGCCCGUAGUCCCGAAGACAAUCAAUUGUAUAACCAAAACUCAUAACCUAUAUCCUCAGUCAGUCUCGGAAUGGCCGACGCAGACACCACCCGUCUAUGCACUCAGAUUGUCCACUCACACUUCGGUCCACUCACUGCGAAUGUAGCAUCCACACUUCUCACUCGGGGACGCCUCCCUCUGUCUACUAUAAUCCGAUACACUGGCCUCAAGCCGCGCACCGUGCGCGCGUCCGUUCUCGUCCUAGUUCAACAUAAUAUCCUCUGGCAUACGGUGUCUGAGGACGGGAACGAAGUGUUUGAGGUCAACGUGGACGACUGUCUGGCGCGUCUGCGGUUCGGAAGAUACGUGCAGCAGGCGGAAGAGCUGCUUGGGAAGGCGGCAAGGGACAUUGUUCAGAUUAUACUAGACCAUGGCAAACUUCGUCAAGCGGAGGUGCUCGCGUAUCUCGCCCAGUACGAUACGAAGGCGCAGUCUCGAUACUCUCAGGCUAUGCAUAAUCUUGUCUCGUCCUCAUACUUGAAGGCGUCUACUGUGCUCUCACACGUCAGCCCGAGGGACAAACGUAUCAAGUACGAGGCGGAGGAGAAGGCCAAAAUUACGGGCUUCCCUACCGCGAAGCAACUACGUGAGGCCAAGGAACUUGCCGAGGCUCGUCUAAAGCGGGAACGAGACGAAGCGGAGAAGAUCGGUUUGAAACGCGUGACCAAAGAGACCGGAUAUAAGUCUUCAAAACGAAAAGCAGUGACCGAAGAAGACGUGGUGGAUGAUGAUGUCUACUUCCGCGUCAACUGCGAACGGUUCAACGUUCACAUCCGGAACAAGCUCAUAGAGUCAGCUGUUCUUGAACGCUUCAAUCAGUCGGCGGCGGCUGUCAUCCGUGCCACACUGAAGACUACGGAAGCAAAACAAAUGAGCGUCUCGGACGUACGAUCAGAUCCAACCUCGGUGGCCAACAUCUCGCAAUGUCUAGCCGACGACGAUGAUCUCGAGUCGGGGCUCGUACUCAACACCUCCAAAACACCAUCCUCGAUUGCGCUCAUAAAACAUUACAUCGGCGUAUUGUCUGCGGCGGACAACCCGACGCCCGCCGGAAAGGCGUCGUCGUUCGUGUCGAUGACGAACUCGAAGGUUCAGGUCGAGUUCGAGAUCAUCGCGAGGAGGUUAAGGAGACGAAUCCUGGAGAACGUGACGAGGGAGCGGCACGGGGACGAGGGUGUGCGGAUAUUGAGGCUGUUGAUGGAUACGGGGAAGAUGGAUGAGAAGCAGGUUGGAAAGAUUGCGAUGAUGGCUCCGAAGGAUGUUCGACCAUUGCUUUCGGCGAUGGCCACCGACUCCAUCAUCACGAUACAAGAGGUGCCGCGGAGUGCCGAUAGAAAUCCUACGAGGACAUUCUAUCUGUGGUUUGUCGAUGUUGACAAAGCGUACUCCAACCUUAUCCGCAGCUUGUACAAGACGUUGUACAACAUCAGUCGCCGUCGACGUGCGGAGGAGGAAGAGCCAUCCAUCAAGGUGCUUUUGGAGAAGCGCGAGCGCACCGACGUCAGCUUGGACGAGAGCCUCCUCACCAGGAUGGAACGCGAGACACUGGCGGACUGGGAGAGUAAGAGGGAGAAGCUGACGGUCCUUGAAUCAAGGGUGGAGGAAGCUGUUUUUGUAUUGAAGGACCUGGCCGUGUUAUCACAAGAUGAUGAUUGA
This is a messenger RNA of Punctularia strigosozonata HHB-11173 SS5, 1765 nucleotides long. RefSeq lists its product as uncharacterized. The transcript has 11 exons. The coding region runs from base 140 to 1765 and encodes 541 amino acids. Gene Ontology annotation, biological process: DNA-templated transcription. The record is from RefSeq and is a predicted model, not a curated record. NCBI's taxonomy places the organism in Eukaryota, Fungi, Basidiomycota, Agaricomycetes, Corticiales, Punctulariaceae. Gene Ontology annotation, molecular function: single-stranded DNA binding. Gene Ontology annotation, cellular component: RNA polymerase III complex.